Molecule: messenger RNA, 885 nt
Organism: Colletotrichum navitas
Lineage: Eukaryota; Fungi; Ascomycota; Sordariomycetes; Glomerellales; Glomerellaceae
Exons: 4
Coding region: 100-762 (220 amino acids)
Source: RefSeq, a predicted model, not a curated record
GCCUCGACGACAGCUUCCCGACUGCAUCCAUUUGUACGACCCCAGUAGUCCCUUUGUUAUUCCAACGACAUCUCGCUGCACCCUGCCGCCGCAAUCACAAUGGCAGAUGAUACGAGGAAUGGCGCGAUGGAACAGCAAUCCCGGCCUCGUCGUGGCCUGCUGCCGCCUGGUUUGGUUGACCUUAUGGGUCCGCCCCUGAAAGUUGGCGCCUUGACUGGUUCCAUUGGCAUGUUCAGUGGCAUCGCCGCCGGCAUUGUCCGCGACACCACACCAGCGCUGUUCGCUCUGGCAUCCGGCAUCCAAUGGUUCGCCCUCGGCUCAAGUUAUUGGCUCUCGAGGACAGUAGUGAUGAGCGCGUGGGGUGGUGAAGAGAAGCUCUCCAACUCCUCCAAGGCUCAGGCGAGUGCUAUUGCGGGAGGUACGGCAGGCAUGGUCGGGGGUUUGAUCCGUGGUCCGAGAAACAUCGUGCCCGGCGUUAUAGUCUUUUCGCUUAUUGGAGGAACCGGCCAGGCGUUCUACAACAGUUUGCAGGGCCGGCCCGAGGUUACCGAAAAGAAGAAGAGUUUCUUCGAUUCGACCUGGAGUCCUCUGAAGAAACUCUCGGAUGACGAGUACCGUGAGAUGAUCGACGAGAAGAUGCUCAAGAUCGAUGCCGAGAUCGCUCUCAUCGACGAUAAGAUUGCCGAGUUGCGCGCAGCAAAGGCGGCCAACCCCCCGCCGCCUCGUCAGGACGUAACACAACCCCCGGCGUCCAGGAGUUAGGCUGGUAGAUGUUCGUCCCCCCUGUAUAAAAUCAUUUCACCAUCGUAUUAGUAUCAUGUACCAACAAGCAUAUACUGCACUUCAAAGACAUCUGGAAGUUAUUUGAGCGCUUCUUCGCUUCAA